CCUUCCCUCAGUUUCCCUUUUAGCUUCCCUUCACCCAUUACAAAUCCAAACAGGCCCUGAACUUAAUAAUGACGUAAUCGCUGUCUGCAGCGUCUCCUCACAAAAAUUCAAACUAUGUCCGACCAAUUUCCGACCUUCUCUUCUCAUCAAAUCCCCCAACAAAACCCUAAUCCUAGCCCUAGCCCUAACCCUAACCCUAAUUUCGACCCCCAAAUCCCCUCCAAUGGCAAGCGCAGGCGCACUGGCCUCCGCCGCAAGCUCUCCAAUGGCGCAAAUCCCGCCACCAACAACCCUAACCCUAACCCUAAUCCUGACAUCUCAGAAGAUAUCAUAGUGAUCAACAAAGACGCCACUGCCGAAGCGCUAACUGCCCUAACCGCCGGCUUCCCUGCCGAUUCUCUCACCGAGGAGGAGAUCGAAGCCGGGGUCGUCUCCUCCGUUGGUGGGAUCGAACAGGUAAAUUACAUUCUAAUUAGAAACCAUAUUCUUUCUAAAUGGAGAGAGAAUGUGACGAAUUGGAUCGUAAAAGAGCAAUUUAUCAAUGUAAUUCCUCCGCAUUAUGAAACCCUUUUGAACUCGGCGUAUAAUUACUUGGUUUCGCAUGGGUAUGUGAACUUUGGGGUUGCUCCGGCGAUCAAAGACAAGAUUCCGGCGGAGCCCAGCAAGCCAAAAAAUGUCAUUAUUGUUGGUGCUGGCUUAGCUGGCUUGGCUGCUGCUAGGCAAUUGAUGACAUUCGGGUUCAAGGUUGUGGUCUUGGAGGGGAGGAAGAGAUGUGGGGGGAGAGUUUAUACUAAGAGAAUGGAGGGGGCUAAUAAGUUUGCUGCUGCUGAUUUAGGCGGUAGCGUGUUAACGGGCACUUUAGGAAACCCUUUAGGGAUUAUAGCGAAGCAGUUGGGUUCGACUCUUCAUAAGAUAAGAGACAAGUGCCCUUUGUAUCAGCCUGAUGGGAGCCUGAUUGAUCCUGAUAUUGAUAUUAAGGUGGAGAAUGCAUUUAAUCGUCUCUUAGACAAGGCAAGCAAACUGAGGCAGUGUAUGGGAGAGGUGGCUAUGAAUGUUUCUUUAGGGGCUGCUUUGGAGACUUUUAGGCAAGUAUUUGGUGAUGCUGUGACUGAUGAGGAAAUGAACUUGUUCAAUUGGCAUUUGGCUAAUUUGGAGUAUGCAAAUGCUGGGCUUUUGUCGAAGCUUUCAUUGGCAUUUUGGGACCAAGAUGAUCCUUAUGAUAUGGGCGGGGAUCACUGUUUUCUUCCUGGAGGCAAUGGACGGUUAGUUCAAGCUUUAGCGGAGAAUGUUCCGAUUAUCUAUGAGAAGACGGUGCACAUGAUUCGUUAUGGUGGGGAUGGAGUUCAGGUUUUUUCAGGAGCACAGGUUUAUGAAGGAGACAUGGUUCUUUGUACAGUUCCACUCGGGGUUUUAAAGAAGGGGGCAAUAAAGUUUGUGCCUGAACUGCCUCAGAGAAAACUUGAUGGAAUUAAAAGAUUAGGGUUUGGGUUGUUGAACAAGGUUGCAAUGCUGUUCCCUCAUGUUUUCUGGAGCACUGAUCUGGAUACAUUUGGGCAUUUGGCAGAAGAUCAGAGUCGUCGAGGGGAGUUCUUUUUGUUUUAUAGUUAUGCGACAGUAGCCGGUGGACCGCUUCUGAUUGCAUUGGUUGCAGGGGAAGCAGCACAUAGCUUUGAAAGCAUGCCUCCUACAGAUGCUGUGACACAAGUUCUUCAGAUUCUCAGGGGGAUAUACGAACCACAAGGAAUCAAGGUUCCAGACCCUCUACAAAGUGUUUGCACCCGAUGGGGCACAGACCAAUUCAGCUUGGGUUCAUAUUCCCAUGUCGCCGUGGGAGCAUCCGGAGAUGACUAUGAUAUCCUGGCAGAAAGCGUAGAAGACGGGAGACUUUUCUUUGCAGGUGAAGCCACUAUGCGAAGAUAUCCAGCAACAAUGCACGGUGCUUUCCUUAGUGGUCUGAGAGAGGCAGCCAAUAUGGCUCAUCAUGCUAAUGCCCGAGCACUUCAAGUAAAGGUUGAAAGAAGUCUAUCAAAGAACACAGAAUCAUGUGCUGCGGUUCUAGCUGAUUUAUUCAGAGAACCGGAUCUUGAAUUUGGUGGGUUUUCUGUGAUUUUUGGAAGGAAAACAUCCGAUCUCAAAUCCACAGCAAUCCUGAGGGUGGCAUUGGGCGGCGUAAUAAAGAAGAAUAAUAAUGAAGGGACAAAAACGGACCAACAGCAUUCUAAUAAGUUGCUAUUUCAGCAGCUACAGUCACAUUAUAACCAGCAGCAGCAGCUUCAUGUUUAUACAAUGUUAACAAGGCAACAAGCUCUGGAUUUGAGAGAGGUUAGGGGUGGAGAUGAGAUGAGGUUAAAUUAUCUAUGUGAGAAACUUGGUGUGAAGUUGGUUGGUAGAAAAGGAUUGGGAACUGCUGCUGAUGCCAUUAUUGCUUCCAUCAAGGCGGAGAAGAGUAACAGGAGGGCGAGUGCGAAUUCUGUAGAUGUGAAUAGGGAACUUAUAUGUGUAUUCUUGUCCAUAAACUUGACUGAAAAUAAUUCUUGCAAUGUUCCUGCGGCAUUCUUGUUCUAUUUCACUUGUGAAGAAGUCACUUGUAAGUGAGUUGUCACAUUUACUCCGGCAAAAUAUGCGUAUCAGCUGAUGCUGUGACCUGUAACGAUUCAAUAGAGAAACUUGCUAGAGAUUUAAAUCUCA
This is a messenger RNA of Asparagus officinalis (garden asparagus), 2688 nucleotides long. Its product is annotated as lysine-specific histone demethylase 1 homolog 3-like. NCBI's taxonomy places the organism in Eukaryota, Viridiplantae, Streptophyta, Magnoliopsida, Asparagales, Asparagaceae. Gene Ontology annotation, molecular function: oxidoreductase activity; protein binding. The record is from RefSeq and is a predicted model, not a curated record.